This is a messenger RNA of Mya arenaria, 10786 nucleotides long. RefSeq names its product serine-protein kinase ATM-like. Gene Ontology annotation, molecular function: protein serine/threonine kinase activity; protein binding. The transcript has 60 exons. Bases 163 to 9324 code for a protein of 3053 amino acids. Gene Ontology annotation, biological process: DNA repair. The record is from RefSeq and is a predicted model, not a curated record. Lineage: Eukaryota; Metazoa; Mollusca; Bivalvia; Myida; Myidae.
UUUUACGACAAUCAUUUCAGAAAAUAAAGUUGAAAACUUGGAACAGUUUUAUCAAUAUCAGAUGCAUUGUGUUAACUUAAUGAGUUUGUGUGUGUAUCAGUAAAACAAGUCACAGAAAGUUACUUACGCUUGACAACUAGUUGCACAUAGCCAUCUGAAACAAUGGACCGACAAACAUCUGAUCUUAUCAACCUUUGCCGUGCUGUGAACUCAGAACGAGGACCUGAGAGAAGGAAAGCUGCUGUGAAAUUGAUUAACAGUUUACACCAGUCUGGUGUGAAGAAAUCUCUGGACAAGAACUUUGAAAUAAAAGCACUUGAAGGAAAGAAGGCCAGAGUGUUUACAUGGGAAAAUGUUUUCAGGGCGGUGUGCCUCUACGUUCAACUGGAGACUGAAGAACUGCAGAAAGCCAAUGAGAAUGUAUCAAAGGCAACAAAAACUGGGCGGGAGACUCGCAAGAAAGACAUAAGCGGGCUUGUAAAGACAGUUAUAAGAGCUGCGGACAAAGGAUCCCCUAAGUUAAAGGGCUCCCUGUUAUUUGAGCACAUCAAGACAGUCCUCAUGGAGCUAUUCUCUUGUGACGCUUAUGGUCAAGACUACUGCAGUAUUAUGCUGAAAAAUGUCCUCACAGUCAGGAAAUAUGUCGUGGAAUUGACCACUGAAGAACUGCAUAAGUUACUGUUUCUGUUCUGCAAGCUGUUUUGUGACCCUGAUGUAAAGCUAGACAGACUGGUUCUGGCAAGAAUAAUCCAUUCGCUGGUAACCAGUCUGUCUACACAGGCUGAUAUCAGACCUAAGAGGAUACUGGCUUUCUUCACAGAUUUCUUCUUGAAAUCAAAACAACACAAGUCUGGGCUGAUUGUGCAACACCUGUUGUCAGCGUUGAACGUAUUAGUGGGAACAAUAACCCCGACAUCACGCGUCCAAGUGUGUCGACUGGGCGAGGACAUAGUCCACCAUCUGUUAUACCUCUGGCACAACAUCGCUACUGAGGAACUUAAGGACUGUCUGUUGGAGUUUCUGCAAGUCCAGGUGUGGUGUCACCACCCCCGGGGAGACAAGCAGGGAGGGGGUGGGGCUUUUGCUGUCAACUGGGAUACUUGGAUGAGCCAUUUGAGAAAGCUGUAUGACUUGAUGUAUUCCGAGAUUCAGCAGAUUGGAGCAAAAUCAAGGGCCAAAGAUAGUAUAUUGAAGCCAGCGUUUGUCAAUUUGGCAGUGGAUGUUUGUCAACAGAUAUUCACAGAGGGCUCCCACACUAUAGAGGUGACCCAACUUUCCCUGCCUGAAAAUGAGGAGGAGGGAACCCAGCCGGGACCCAGACCCAAGAGGCGGAGACUAGAGUCGGGUUGGGAGGCAAUUAGGGGUUUUAUCAUAACCUCUGGGCAGACAGCCAAACUGAUUCCAUGGCUACAACUAGUGACUGGCAUACUAGACAAGCACCCGAGCAGUUUCCCCCAGGACGAGACACUCCCAUACCUGACAUGCCUGUCUCAAAUAGUGGGCGACUGCAAGAGGGCGGAUCUCAUGAACCAUGUACAGAGGUGUAUUCGAGCCUUCGUGUCCAACUGGGACAAGGUCUUGGGUGAAUCUUCUACUGAUAACACCCAACAACUUGCUAAGACUCAUUGGAAUCAGAUUUGGAUGGCAUCUCUGAGGUUUGUGAGUCUACACAACACUGAGCCAGAGGGGUAUCUACUGUUGUCAGCCAUGAUCUCACAAGGGUUGGUGACUCCUAGACGGGACCUGUGGUCCCUAUUUGUCCCCUCAAUCUCUCAGCCAAUCACAGAGUCUGUACAGUUCUUGUGCCAAUUAUUAACCUCUUGUGAUCUUCCGGAACAGCUUGUUCCAAGCCUGGUCAUAUCUGUGCCAAGUCAGACUGGUAACACAAGCUUUCCUCUAAGAAAACAACUGAUAGACUGGUUAUUUCCUUCUCGUGAAGAAGAAGGUGAAAGUUCAAGGUCAUUCAAGCUGAAUCCUGAUUGGACAGCAAAAGCUUUGGUGGCCUUGACGCUAAAUGACCCAUCAGGUGUCAAGAUUGAUUUAUUUGUGAAAAAAGGCGCCAUUAGUGAUAUAGAGAGGAUUUACUUACAAACAUGCUUGGAACUGCCCCUACAAGCCAAUAAAAAUCUUGUGCCAAAGAAGAAUAUUGAGAAGACCUCUGAUUCUGCCCAUCUAUCAACACUGUUGAAUGUGGUUGAAAAUAUGAUCAAGCAAGAAGUGCAAUACCUGUGUUCCAGAUCGGAUGAACAGGCUCCCAACAUAUUGGAAGCUGUGAAUUUUUGCCAGCUGAUUUCAAACAUUCUGUUUCAACUCCUUUCACAAAAUAUCUUCACCACGGCAACCGUAUCUCACAGCAACCUCUACACCCACCUAGUCACACUGAUGAAGAAAAUCUCCAAGUGUUUACAUGACAUUGUUAAAAAAGACGGUGCAGCCGGAACAGGGAGUGUUAUUGAAGCACUAGGGCGGCUGUUUGACUGGAGUUUGUGUGAGGCGGAGUUGGGUGGGGUUAUGGCUUGUCUGUGUAGGGCAGCCACUCCUGCACAGCUGACUGAUGUGCUGAUGGAUAUUGCAGCUGAUAAGCAUUCUAAGGAAAAUAACCAUGCUCAUAUAUCUGACGCAUCCUUGAAGGAGUCCAGAUUUGAGCGAAGCCGUUCUCGUGUCCUUGACUUAGAUGAUGAUGAAUUUGACCUUGACCUUGAGAGUGAGGGCACCAGUAACCGUAACAACAACAACAUGGAGGUUGAUGACCUUGACUUUGAUGUUGAAAUUGAGACUCAAGAUUCGGAUGACUCCAGCAUAAAUGUUGAAGUUAGUCAAAGUCUGCUGACUGCUCAGCUUAAUGAGGCCCAGACAUUAAGAAUGUUGGCUGUGUGCAGCCUGUGUGCCUGGUGUACCCAUAGCAGGGCCUCAACCAGAGAAUUAAAGCUGAAACCUGAGAUGGACCUCAAAUAUCUUAAGAACAAGCUUGUUGGUCUCCUUAGUGAUGAGACAUUGGACCCUAAAAGGAUAUUUGACCUGCAAAUGAUGGUGAAAAUCACAUCCCAACUGACAGAUGUGACGGAGAAUCUCACUACCAAGGAACUGCUUGUCAUAGUUACAGCCAUCAGAUUGUGUGUGUCUGCCCACCGGAAGGACCAAGAAGUGUGUGUUGCCAGUCUAGAGUUGAUGAUUAGACUGGUGCCCCAUCUUUCUGACUCAGACAACGUCUCCAGCUCCACAUUGAGGGAGGCUCAGUCCAUAGUGCUUGUAUUGGCUAAUGCAUUCUGGAGACUGGAAACUUAUGCUUCACCGGUGAGGAGAAAGCUGGCUGUGCUUAUGGAAACAUUACACGAGCAUGAUCCAGAAGUCAGGUGGUCAAGGUUUAAGUCUGAAGAGGAAGAGAACAGCCCAGAUUCCCAGGGAGCAUCUGGUCCUACCCCGGGGGAAAGAUUCAUCAACUGCCUGGCUGAUGACUGUCUUCUGGUCCGCAGUCAAACAACACAGGCUAUACACAAGCUGUUCAUACAAUGCCAGAAGCCAGUAACAAGGAGUACCCAGGAGGAAAUGUUUGCCCUCAUAUACAAGGAGCUGUCUGAGCUAGUGGACAUCUGCCUACCUGCCACUAUGACACCAGACAGAAAACAGGACUUCAGUGAAGCUGUGGACUCAAGCCUGCUCCUCAGUAUUGGAGGGGUGAUCUGUCACAGUGGAGUUUGUGAAAAGGUUGCCCUGUUCUCCCUGCUACAGUUUAUUCAGGAAAAACACCUCGCAGUGCACAAAGUAUGCAAGCUGGUGGGAAAGGUAUCCACGUUCCUUGGUUACACCAGUUUGGAGCAGUUUGUGACCAGUCACCUGCCCUACCUUAUACAUAGAUGGCUACAGUUGGAGUUCCCCAUCAAGAAGUUCCCCUACCACUUACUGAACUGCUCUGACAGAACACAAUUCUAUAGGGACCAUUUGGAUGCCUUGAUUCCGGAACUGGUAGUAUUCAAGGCUCUGCCAGCUAUCAAGGAGAUAUCAGUUAGCCUUGGAGCGACACACAAGGACAUCCUGCAGUCACUUAUCCCUAGAAUUGUCACCCAUAUUCUACCAGUGUUUGCUACGGGGAAGAAAAAAGCCCAGGCAUCCGCUGCAUAUGAUCUGUUGGUGGAAGAAAUCUCUCAGCAAGUUCUAGAGAGACAGAUAGUAAAUAACCUGGAUGAGAUCGUCGUCAACAUUCUUGGGUGCCUCCAUGACACAGAUUCCGAUAUCGGACCAAUCAGGGACACAAACCCGGAGCCCAACCCCCCAUUCUACAAUACACUGGCUGUUACAUCGACGCUUGACUAUAUCACUAGGAGUUUUGCUGGCAAGGACAAAUCCCUCGUGGAAAUACUUUCCAAAACUACAGAUAGCCUUCAGAAGAUUCUGCUCAAGCUUUCAUCCUCCCUAUGGGCCAGCCAUCGUGUUAGCGAGAAGCGGCGUGUGCUGUCCAUGUACCAACUGUUUACUGGCCUGCUGCUGAGACAUUUCCAUACAGAGCUUGGGGGAUGUUGGGCAUUUGUUCUGCGAGAUAUGCUGACACGGCUUAUCUACCUGGUCAGGGAAAUGCUGGCAAUUCACGACCUUUCUGGUGUUGAGAGCAGUUACAGAGAAAACAUUGCCUGCUCCGCUCUUCAGUUGCUGAUGGAAAUAUCAACAGUGGCUGUUGACUGCUGCUCUAAAGAGUUUCAGAAGUAUCUUGGACUGCUGGCAGGAAAUCUUGUGCCCAUUGUGGAGAUGGAAGGUGAUAUUGGGGAACAGUCAUUGCGUCUCCUAAAAUUUCUCAUUCUGGAGAAAGCCGGAGAGUUGCGUACAGGAAUUGCCUCCCUUGAUAACUUUCCGGACAGGCUGGUUUUUAAGGAGUGCAGGGCCAUGCAUCAUAAACUGAAAUAUGCCACUGGACCAUUUAUCUUGAAACAGGAGGUGGAACAUUUCCUGUCAGCUGACCAUUUUCUGACCCUGGAUGGUUCCCUGCGACUAGAGGGCCUACAUUUCCUUUGUGACCAACUAUUAGAAGCAAGAAACCAGCUUCAUGUGCUUGCGCGAGAUGACACAAUGUUGCGACUGGUUUGCAAGUUGGUGGAGCUGAGCCGCUGUGAUGACGAGUCUGUUGCCAUGGUGGCAGGCAGGUGCUUGGGAGUGAUGGGCCCAGUUGACAUGAAAACCAUCUGCUUUCCUUCCCCACCCACUCAUCCAAGCCUGCAGAUGGCUCUUACAUGCUUUGAAGAGGUGCCAAGUGUCCACAAAUACUGCAAUAUCUUCCAUAAGCUAAAUGAAUACCUCACUGACAAAAGUAUGUCCGUGGUUCAGUGUGCCAGUACAGUCCUGAAGGAGCUACUGUCAGUGAGUAAUGGUGUAGACUUUGCUGCAGCCUAUAAGGUGAAACUCGGGGACAUGGAGUACCUCUUCAAAUAUCUACACCCAUUUAGGGCCAGCAAAAAGAGGGCAGUACAUGUGAAUGUACCAGGGGCGAACUGGGAAGUGUUCCAGUCUACUGUUGAUAUGGAUGACCUCUGGAAUCCUGCUGAUUGUUGCCAUGACAACUGGAUCAUCUCCUUGACAACAACACUCAUCAACAGUGGGGCUGUUAGAGAUGAGAUUCUUCAGCUGUUGGGUCCUGUCUGCAAAAUUAAGAGGGAGUUUUGUGAGCUGGUGUUGCCCUUCAUUAUACAUGAUGUACUGGUCAGUGGUGGGGAUGACCACCAUGAGGUACUGUCCAGGCAGAUGUCCAGAUUCUUCUCUGACCAUUGUGGUCAGUCUGAAGGGAGGGUCAGCAGAUGCCAAUCAAUGACAGCUGCUACCACUUCCUCUGAUUGGAAGUGGGCUAGUAUGAAUGUUGAUUCAGUCAGAGUGAUGCUAGAAGUUGUGCAGUACCUCAGACAACAGCCUAGACCUAAAAAAGGGCGUAGAGAAAUGACUCCUUGGGACAACAAUUUCUGGUUGGACAUUGACUACCUGAAGGUUGCCAUGGCAGCACAGUAUGUCUCUGCCCACUUCUCCACACUGAUGUAUGCUGAGAUAUGGUUUGAUGUGCAGAGAGAGAAGCAAGCAACCACAAGAUCUAGCCAGUCUCAAAAACUUAGUCAGAGCCUUAGUGAGGAGACGAGACUGGACAACCUCAGUGGGGCCUCACAGACCAAUGUCCCCAUUCAGGGCCUCUUGCUUGAGGCCUAUACUUGGAUUGGGGACCCCGAUGGGGUUUAUGGGUGUGGAGCCGGAAGGAAAGCUGAUACCUCAUCAAGAGUGUGCACCUACCAACAUGAAAACCAAUGGGAUAAAGCGGUCGUGUCAUGUGACAUUGAGAUGAGCCAAUCAGGGCAGGGCAACCAAUAUGAACUGUUAUACGCCCUCCAGAGUUUUGGUACGAGCCACAUACUGUCCAUGUAUAUGCAAGGCAUGCUGGGACAGGAAACUGGGACUGUUCUCACCUCCAAUACUAGAGAGCUCCAGUUUGAAUCUGCAUGGAGGGUGGGGCAAUGGAAUCUUGAUGUGCCCAACAAGUCACAGGGCAGUCCAGGAUUCCAUGAAUGUAUGUACAGAUCCCUGAGGUUGGUGAAAGAGGACCAUUUCUCUUUGGCUACAAGCUCACUUAACUUAGCGAGAACAAGUGCCCUUCUAAGACUACAGGGUGGGUGCCUGGACAGCACAAAACAGCUCUAUUCUGCAAUGGCUGACCUCCAGUGUAUUAAUAUGGUCCAAGAUAUAGCAACCAUCCUAAACAGGAAAUCAGAUGGUACCAGCCUUCCUCUUCUGAGUGACACAGUCUACACUGAUACAGAGUUUGCUGUCCUUGACCCAGUGUUACACAUGCAGUGUACCUCAUCUCGACUGCUGCACGAGAAACUUGGGGCCAAUACACUGUUUAAGGAUGUGGUGACAAGUCUAAAACAGCUUGCUGUAACUGCCAGACAGGCCAACAGACAUCAGAUAUCUGAGAGAGCAAUUGCUAGCCUGAAGCAACUGUGUGGCUCAGACCCAGGGCUUGCAAUCCCCUGCACAAUUGAGGAGGCCCGACUGUUCUGGGCACGUGGGGAGCAAAACAUUGCCAAGCACCUCAUCAGGGCCUCCAUUGACAAGCUUAAUAAGUUGCGCACAACAGACAGUGAAUGUGCCAAAAUGUUCCCGAAAGCUCUUGGUAUCUAUGGCGAUUGGCUGGCUGAAACUCGUUCAGAAAACCCCAACAUCAUUAUGGAGAAUUAUAUGGAAAAGACCAUUGCCUUGUAUGAGGAACUGGGCGAAGACAAAGAGACAUCAGUAGACGCAUACCUGUCACUGGCGAGAUACGCGGACACUCAGUAUCAGAACAUCGUGAACUACAUGCGGUCCAGCACGUUCGAGGCCAAACAGACACUGAUGAGAAACGCAAAGGAAGAGGCCGAGAGAUUGAGAGAAGUUAUGGGGGAGUCAGCCAAAGAUCGCUACCUGCGGACAUUAGAAAAGCAGUCAGAGAUUGACGAGCUUGAGCUCUCGCGCAUGCAGGAGGACCGCCAACUGUUUCUCCUGAAGGCCGUUCAAAACUACAUCCAGUGUCUGCGGAGUGGGGAUACACACAACCUCAGGGUGUUCCGCCUAACAUCUUUGUGGUUUAACAAUAUUGACAAUGAGCUGGUGAAUUCAAUGAUCCAGGGUUGUGUGAGCAGUAUAUCAACCUACAAGUGGCUUCCCCUUAUGUAUCAACUAGCUGCUCGUAUGGAUGUGAAGCCGCACAAUGGCACCACAGAGGAGUUCCUCAACACACUCAAUAAGCUGAUGUAUGACACGGCGGUAGAACACCCUCAUCACACCCUGUUCUGCAUUCUUGCCCUCGCUAAUGCCAACAGGGACACAGAGCUACUGCAGCAGGGUCGGGCCAGCAAGAGGGGGUCUCGGCUCUCCAAGUCACAGCAACCAGAUUCUGCUGUUGAGGAAGGUCGAGUGCAAGCUGCGAAGUCACUGGUACAGAAGUUAAGACAAGACAAGAAAGUUGGCGGGAUUAUAAGGGACUUGGAGAAACUGUGUGAUGCCUACAUACAGUUGGCUAACUGGGGGGUCUCACAGUAUAAAACAACCACCAGUAUGUCACCCAUCCCGUUACCUGAUGCUCUAUGGAUUUCAAAGCUUAAAGAUCUGAAGAAAGUUCCGGUUCCCACGAAAGACAUUAUGGUUAAACCAUCAGGAGACUACAGCGAUGUCCCUUACCUGGUGAAAUUUGAGCCAACAUUCAAACUGGCUGGUGGGAUCAAUCUUCCUAAGAUCAUCUCUUGCAUGGGCUCUGAUGGCUCCAAGAAUAGACAAUUAGUCAAGGGUCGUGAUGAUCUGCGUCAGGAUGCUGUGAUGGAGCAGGUGUUUGGAAUGGUAAACAGUCUGCUCAAGAAAGAUCCAGCCACACGGAAACGCCAGCUACACGUCCGACAGUAUAAGGUGAUCCCACUGUCACAGCGUAGUGGUCUAUUGGAAUGGUGUGAGGGAACCCAGCCAAUUGGAGAGUACCUUAUAGGGUCAAAGGGCGCACAUGCCAGAUACAGGCCCCACGACUGGCCCCAUAUGGAGUGCCGCAGACACAUGGCUUCUGCCACGACAGUGGAGGGGAAGUAUAAGGCUUAUCAGCAGAUCUGUGAGAAGUUCCAACCGGUGUUCAGACAUUUCUUCCUGGAGAGGUUUGCAGCUCCGCCUGUUUGGUUCCAGAGACGACUGGCCUACACACGCAGCAUAGCUACCAACUCCAUUGUUGGCUACAUCCUGGGUCUAGGAGAUCGCCACCCCCAGAAUAUCUUGAUUGACUGUAACACCGCUGAACUGGUGCACAUUGACCUAGGUGUGGCAUUUGAGCAGGGGGAGAUACUCCCGACCCCGGAAACGGUCCCCUUCAGGCUGACCCGGGAUAUUGAGGAUGCUAUGGGGGCUUCAGGGGUAGAGGGGGGAUUCAGGAGGUGUUGUGAGGCCACGCUGGAGGUAAUGCGUCACAACCAGGAGUCCCUGUUGACUAUUCUCGAGGUGCUUCUGUAUGACCCACUUCACGCCUGGACGAUCUCGCCAGCCAAGGCUUUUGCCCUGCAACAUCGUCGGGGAGGCGAGAGCGGGGAUACGGUGGAUGUCGGCAAUACCACCUCCGGCGACAUAAUGGAUUAUGCCGAGAAUCACAGCAACAGGACAAACAGUGCUACCCAGGAGAGUGCUAACAAGUUAGCGGAGCGUGUGUUACUACGGUUACAACAGAAGCUAGCUGGGGUGGAAGACGGGGUACAACUCAGCCUGAAUGGACAAGUGAACCAUCUCAUACAGGAGGCCCGCAAUCCACACAACCUCUCAAGACUAUUUCCUGGAUGGCAACCUUAUAUAUAGUGAAUGUAGUGAAUGAUGAUUUCUUAAUUUUGUCAAUUAUAAUAAAUUUAUUUUCUGUCAAGAGUCUUCAUAAAUAAAUAAGAUAAGAAGAUUGGAACUUUGGAUGGCAGGCUCACAUAGGGAAGAAAAAAACAAACAUUUUAAGGUUUAUUGAAACUUAACUGCUUUUCUAUCUGGAAAUCUUCUGAAUUUGUUUGGAGAAUUUUUUUUCAUGUUUUGAAAAAAGAAAACUUAUUUUUUUAUGCAAGUAACAUUGAUAGGCAUUAAAUUUGUUCCAUGUUAAACAGUUAUUUUUUGUUGAAAUGGAAAUUGUGUUCUAGUAGUUUGUAAAAAAACAAUUUUUAGCUUGUCUGUUUUUCAAAGAAUGAUGUUGCCAUUCACAAUGACAUCAGUGGGGUUGUGCAAAUUCUUUAACCUUGGCUGUUAACUUAAAAAUAUUUCCAAAUCUCAAGAUAUUGGAACAUAAUUAAUGUUUCCAGAGCUAAUAUGGACAAGUAUAGCAGGGCCAAUAACUCUUGCUUAAAUGAUUGUUGAGUUAUCCCCCUUUUUCAACUGGAAAUAACAGAUAAUAAUUUAGGUUAUUCAGUGCUUUACAGUCGAGUCUUGCCUAAAUAGUACAUGCAUGCAUUCUAUUAAAGUGUUGUAAAAAAAAUGUGUUCAGUAAAAAAGGCAUUCUGCAUUUAGUGUUAUAUUCAGAACAAUUGAGUUCUUGCUAUACAGUUUUGUUUUAUUUGAAGCAAAUUGUUCUGAUCUGACAUUGUGUUGAAUUGUUAUUUAUAUAAUUCAAUUUGAACAGUAUUUACUCUGUUUUUCCAUGUAACCUAUAUUUAAUGUUACGGGGUUAGUUGGCGACCCAAUAUUGGAUAUACAGGGCAAAGGAAACCAUAUCGGGUGAGAGCGAAGGUCAAACCUGAAUAUUGUUUCCUGCGCCCCAUAUAUCCCAUAUCUGGUCUCCGACUUACCCCUUAAUAUUAUGACUGUCGACAAUCUGUUUACAUUGAUGAAUUUUGGGAAAUGUUUCAUUUAUUCUUCAGAAUUGGAAAAUAGAUGCCAUUUUGAUGCAAUAUAAUUGAGUGAUUCAAUAUGGAAAUAUAUGUAGUCACGGUGUGACCUGUCCUGGACCAAUGGCGUUACACCAUAUAUGUAGGAGGCUUGAUAUAGACAGCUAUCACAAAUCGUUAGAAAAUUCAAAGCCAGUAUCUUUCAUUUUGUAUGCUCCUUUUAGCUAGCAAGAUUAUGAGGUAAAACCAAAAAUGUGUUCAACUGAAGAUGUGACAUGUGAUGUUUUUACUGAGAGUUCUGCACCAGUAGUGUUCAUAAAUUUAAUCAAUUGUUCGUAUGUAAGCAUAAUAAUGUUGUACUGUUAUGAAUUUCUUUAAAAUGUGCUUUUAAAUUGUUGUGUGAUUUAUUUUUGAAUUCAUUUGUAUAACUUGUGCUAGUUGUUUUUAAUAAAUCAGGUGCU